AUGACGAAAUCACUUCCUUUGAAUGUAACUAUUAUUGGUGCUGGCAUAGCUGGCCUUUUUGCUGCCCGUGUUCUGCGCGAAAAACACAAUGUAACCAUCUUGGAGAGAAGCAGUGGUGGCAACGAAGUUGGGGCCGCCGUUACACCUGGACCCAAUGCAACUAAAUGGCUCACCAAGUACGGCUGGGACCCGAGGAGGUGCGGCGCAUUACCGCUCGUCAGGGUUCGAGUGUUGGAUGAGCAUGGAACAGUCAUACGCACGCAGGAUGUGACGGGUAUGAAGGAGAAUUUUAGAAGCGACUGGCUCGUGGUGCAUCGGAUAGAUCUAUGGAACGAGCUGCUGAGGCUUGCUACGGGUUCAUCCGAGAAGCUUGGGUUACCUGGAUCCCCAGCGAAGGUUAUCUGGCGCGCCCAAGUCGUGGGUGUUGACGUCGAAAGCGGCGAUGUCCGUCUUGCAGAUGGUACCGUCAUCGCAUCGGAUCUAGUCAUUGGCGCGGACGGGAUUAAAUCAGUCGUGAGGCCAUUUGUGCUUCCUGAUGCUGCAAAGCCUCGUUCUACCGGUUCAUCCAUGUUCCGGUUCGUCAUCCCGCGGGAGGUAGUAAACCAAGUGACGCCAGAUGCGCCGCUAGGAAGGUCUGGAAGCAGGAGCGGGAGUGAACUGAAUGUUCGGCUUGCGUUAGACGGAACGAAGCGCUCGGUGGUUAGUUAUCCGUGUCGAAACCAUGAGCUGUUGAAUGUCGGUUGCAUUGCGUCCAACGCGCUUAUCAACUUGCCAACUGCCGACUCGUGGGUUGCACCUGGCACCAAGGAAGACUUGCUGAGGGUUUUUGGCGAUUUCUAUGUACGGCCUAUUCUCGAGAAAGCGGAAAAUAUCAAGUUGUGGGAGCUGAGAGACAACGACGCCUUGCCAACAUACAUCAAUGGUCGGACUGUGCUUAUUGGAGACGCGGCUCACGCGAUGUCGCCACACCAGGGCCAAGGGGCGUCGCAAGCAAUCGAGGAUGGUGAAGCCAUGAGCUUGUUUGUUGACCAGGCUGUAAGCCGCGACAUGGUGGGAAGCGUGCUGAAGGACUUUGACCGCGUGCGCCAGGUGCGCGCGUCCAAGAUCCAGGCCAUCACACGCAGCGUACACGAGAGCAAGUCUCCAGAGACCAUGUGGAAAAACCAGCAGUACAACUUCACGUACGGAGGGAUCAGAGAGUGGCUGGAUAGGCUGCAAGCGGGCCAAGACAUAUAA
Molecule: messenger RNA, 1236 nt
Organism: Exserohilum turcica Et28A
Lineage: Eukaryota; Fungi; Ascomycota; Dothideomycetes; Pleosporales; Pleosporaceae
Exons: 3
Coding region: 1-1236 (411 amino acids)
Molecular function (GO): FAD binding; monooxygenase activity
Source: RefSeq, a predicted model, not a curated record